Molecule: messenger RNA, 2079 nt
Organism: Papaver somniferum (opium poppy)
Lineage: Eukaryota; Viridiplantae; Streptophyta; Magnoliopsida; Ranunculales; Papaveraceae
Exons: 7
Coding region: 1-2079 (692 amino acids)
Source: RefSeq, a predicted model, not a curated record
AUGGGUUCAGGGUACACAAAGAUACGUGCAUGUAUCAACAACUGCAUUCUUUAUUGGAAUGAGUACAAGGAUGAAAAAGUGUGUCCUACUUGUAAAGAACCCAGAUGGAAAGUUGACAGGGAUGGUAAAGUUUACGAGAAUGUUCCAGCAAAGGUAUUGUGGUACUUCGACAUCAUCCCAAGAUUUCAGCGGCUGUUUCAAUCGAAGCACACAGCAAAAGAUUUGAUAUGGCACGAUACCACUAGAAACAAAGACGGUGUUUUACGUCAUCCGGCAGACUCACAUGCUUGGAGAGAGAUAGAUAACAAUUUCCCAGAAAUUAAAGGUGAUCCAAGAAAUCUGCGGUUAGCUGUUUCGGCUGAUGGAGUUGAUGUAAACACAGGCACCAAACAUCACAGUGGAAAGAGAACAUGGGAUGCAUAUGCCCAAGAAAUGUUUACUCUACGUGCAGUUGUUUUGUGGACGAUAAACGAUUAUCGUGCUCUUGGUACACUAUGUGGUUGUCGCUACGCUGGAUAUCAUGGUUGUGUGGUGUGUCGUAAAAAAGCGCACAGUAUUAGGCUUCAUGACUCAAACAAGAAUGUUUAUGUUGGUUAUAGAAGAUUUUUACCCUAUGAGCAUCCGUUCAGAAGGCAGAAGGGGGCAUUUGGCGGAAAACAAGAGUGGGAGACUGCUCCAGAACCAAUGACCGGGGAAGAAAUAUAUGAGGAGAAUGUGGGACAAAGUCUUGUUGGAACGUUGCUGCACAACGGGAAUACAAAAGAUGGAUUAAACGCCAGAAAGGAUUUGGUGCGUUUGGGGUUAAAAUCGGAGUUACACCCUAAGACAGAUGACAAAGGAACGAUACUUCCCGCAGCAUGUUAUACAUUAACUACGGAAGAAAAAGACAUAUUCUUGGAGACACUAUUCGAGUUAAGAGUUCCAGAAGGAUCAAUAUCUGCCAAAGAAAUCAUGGUGGAAGAGCUAGAUAAAUUGCAAGAGGAUCUCUGUGUGACGUUAUGCUUACUAGAGAAGGAAGUGAAGUUAUGCGGUCCGGUUUGCUUUCGAUGGAUGUAUCCUUUCGAAAGGUGUAUGAAGGUUAUAAAGGGGCAUGUGCGAAACAAGAAUCAACCUUGUGGAUGCAUUGCCGAAGAGAAUGUUGCAGAAGAGACGAUUGAGAUAUAUUGUGAGUACCAUAAAAGCAUCAGGACAAUUGGUAUUCCACUAUAUAGGCAUAAUACAUCUCAGGAGGGAGAACCGUUAUCAGCUGAAGAGCCGUGUAUAGUUACCCCUGAACAGUUGAGACAAGCACAUUUCUAUGUAAUGCAGAACACGCCUGAAAUUGAGCCUUACAUAGACCGACACAAGCUAUAUUUGGAAACUAACUAUUCUACUAAAAAGCGAGCAUGGCUAGAGAAAGAGCACUCUAACACUUUUGGCGCUUGGUUAAAAAAUGAGGUUGAAAAAGAGUUGGCAGACGAAAGAGAAAGUAUCUCAGAGAACUUAAGAUGGAUAUCACACGGCCCUCACUACGAGGUAACGAAAUACACUGUAUAUCGCAUCAAUGGAUAUCUAUUCCGCACAAGAUCCCGUGAUGGUAGAAUUCACCAGAAUAGUGGGGUUAGCGUUGCAGCAAAUGACAUGCACAUAUCUAGAGAUGAUGAUGUUACAUAUGGUAAAGCCUCUUAUUAUGGUGUCUUGCAAGAGAUAUGGGAGUUAGAUUACUGUGAAAGAAAAGUUCAUCUGUUCAAGUGCAAUUGGGUUGAUAAUAAACGUGGGGUCAAAAGAGAUGCUCUUGGCUACAAGAUUGUUGACCUUACUAUGUUGGGAUACAAAAAUGAUCCUUUUAUUUUAGCCUCACAAGCUAAGCAGGUAUUUUAUGUCAAAGACCAGUUAGAUAAGAAAAAGUCUAUUGUUUUUGUGACACCUCCCAAAAAUUAUAGAGAUGACGAUGGCAACGAUGAGGAAUUCAGUACAGUAAUCUUUUCUGCGAAUGAUAAUAUCUUGCCGUCUGUAGAUCCACAAGACUUGGGUAAAGAAUCCCGAAAUGAUUACUUCCGAACUGACUGCCGAGGUUUACUUAUACGCAAGCCAAAAUGA